Molecule: messenger RNA, 1927 nt
Organism: Filobasidium floriforme
Lineage: Eukaryota; Fungi; Basidiomycota; Tremellomycetes; Filobasidiales; Filobasidiaceae
Exons: 8
Coding region: 122-1750 (542 amino acids)
Source: RefSeq, a predicted model, not a curated record
GGUGAAGCCGCGAGAGAUCGGCAACGGACCAUAUCGAGACCCGCGAGCACAACCAUAUCCAUAUGCACCGCCGCGGUUUCUAGAGCCGGAACAAAGACUCCCGGAUCAACACCCUCAUCUCAUGCUCUACAACCAAGGUCAACGGGCAAUCUCGCCCGACCUCGGCCUCGGACCUGCAGGCCAAUCUCAGACUGCCCUCUCGUCCUCUGGUUUCCCGACCCAGGUUCUCAACCGAAAUCAAGUAUCGAGCACGAAUAGAGUACCCUCGUUCCAGCAAAAUUCUCAGCCAACAACUCCAGCGACUCAAGCGGCACCGUUGUGGCCUUCGAUAGCUUGUCCGCCCGAAUCUUUCAAGAAGGGCGAUAUCAGGUGGAUGAGGAACAUGAACGAAGUCUUGCAGGCUAUACCGGGUAAUCAAGUCAUCAUCCCGUUGGUCAACGAGUUCUUUCUCGAAGCUAGGAGGUCUUGGCAUCCGUUACACGAAGUUCUCGUCAGGGAAGAGUUCCGGCAGUUCUUGACCCAUCGGUCAGAUCCUGGGUUCGCCUUUGAUCCAGCUUGGCUAGCUCUGUUCUGUUCGAUGCUCUGUACGAGCGCCAUCGAUAUUCAAGACAAUCCCGCCUCGUUUUCUGCCAGUCCGAUCGAACUUCAACGGAUGGACUUGUCCAGGCUGUCCAAGGACCUUCUAUUGGCUUCGGACACCGCGCUGCUAUGCUCGGAUUGGAUGAUGAGGCCGCAGAUGAGGGUGCUCUAUACGUACCUUGUGAGAGUUUCCAGAUCUGUCGAUCUCGAGAUGAUGACAGGAGUCGUCCCCGGUGCGUAUCAGACAACGAUCGUGGGGACCAUGGCUGGGAUCUGCAAACUCUUGAACCUGGAUCAACUCGGCUCGGAUCCUCUCAAGAUGCCGGACGACGAUCCCAUGUUGCCUCCCGGAUCGAGCACGCUGAAACGUCAGCUCGCCUGCCAAGCUUUCAACGCCGUCUUUUUCUACGACACCUUUAGCGAAUUUCGGCAGGGUCUCAAUCGGAACAGCCUGUCAUACGCUUUUGUUGCUGGCUCUUAUACAACCGAAGCCAGUCAGAAUUUCAAGGAGACGAUGAAUACCACGUCAAUCGUGCCCCCUCGCCCGUUGACCGAAUACACGGAAAACACCUGGGAAGUGCACAAGCAUCGGCUCGCCAUGCAUUGGCGCCGUACUUCGGAAAACUUGGCGGUAGGUUUCGGUAGCAAGACGUACGAGACGUUGUUAGCUCGGGACGCCGAGCUCCGUGAAGAGCAUCGAGAGUUGUUGGACAUCGAAUUUGUCGGAAUAAAUCCCAACGAUACCAGUUUCGGGGUUAUGGACAGUGGAUAUCAUCAAAGGUUCCUGAAUCUCCAUCGACCCUUCCUCAUAAGGAGUUACCGCGAACCGAGGUAUAUCUACUCGCAAAGAUCAUGCGUGGAAUCAUCGUUUCGCAUUACUUCUCUGCAUCGCGAGACAUUCUCUCGACCGGGACUCAAAGCAUGGUACCUGUACCGCCACCACCUGUCUGCCAUUACGGUGCUCUUCAUCCAUGCUCUACACACACCAUAUGAAGUACCUCGGGUCAAAUCGGAACUCAGAAUGUCGCUCGAACUCUUCGAAAAGUCCAAGGUCUGCAAGCUACCGUCGAUCAUCAGGGCCGCAGGGAGAGGCGACAGCAUCAUCUUGGCCAUGCUGCAGGUCAGUCCAUAUCGCACGACCGAGGUUGUACUGCUGAUGUCGUACGGCUGACCGAACGGUUUGGUCACGUACAGAUGCUGGAAUCACCCGAGCGAAGCGCGAAAUCGAUCGAACACAUCAUGAAGGAUGUGGUCCGCAACGUUUCGACGCCGAAAGCGACCAAGAGCAACGCGCCAUCGACCUCGACUAGCAAUCCGGCCUCGCAGGGUCCAUCGCCCGAGGCCCAGG